Molecule: messenger RNA, 433 nt
Organism: Serpula lacrymans var. lacrymans S7.9
Lineage: Eukaryota; Fungi; Basidiomycota; Agaricomycetes; Boletales; Serpulaceae
Exons: 7
Source: RefSeq, a predicted model, not a curated record
CCAGAGCAAGAGGAAAUACCAAUGAGAAGUCUCUUCACUCGCAACACCAAUGGCAUGGAUAGAUCUUCCGGAAAAACAACAGACAGGAAAAGGCGAAUCAAGCUCGUCAAGUCAUAUGCCCCCGACUGGAUCAUAACUAUAGUACUUGCUAUCGUCUUCUUCGCUCUCAAUGAUAUUCAUGGAUUCAGAAGAGACUUCUCAGUUAAUGACAUCUCGAUACGCCACCCCUAUGCUGUACACGAGCGCGUACCGGAUGUCGCGUUGUACAUGAUCGCUGUAGCUUCACCAAUCGUACUCCAGCUUGUCAUUAACCUCUUUACCGUCCGAUCAUUUUGGGACUUCCAUAACAGUGUUUUAGGGUUGAUAUUGGGAUUGGCAAUUACUGGAGGUAUCACGCAGUUUACGAAGAUCACCGUCGGCCGUCCUCGUCCCG